GGGUUUGGAGUGUGGUCUGAGCUUUGUAAAUAAGCCCCUUCGAGCUGGUCGUAAAAAGAUAGGCUGACCCGGAUCUACCUAGUCCUUGGAUGGGAGACCACACGGAAACCCGACACCUGAAAGUCACACUGUAAAAGCAUCCUGGAAGAAAACAGUGGAAAACCACCUCUACGAUGUUGCAAGAAAAAAAGCACGAGAUGACUAUGAAAUUGUUGGAAGUUGAGCUUCACUUGGAGAUUCCUUGCAGCGAGUACCUCUGUCUGCUACGCUCUCCCUCGUUAUGUCCCAAUGCUGUAAGAAGAUCAAGGACACUGUUCAAAACUUAGCUUCAGAUCACAAAGAUAUUCACAGCAGUAUCUCCCGUGUGGGCAAAGCAAUUGAUAGAAAUUUUGAUGCUGACUUGUGUGGCAUUGUCCCCGCUUUGGUCUGGGAAUCCCAAGAGAAACAGAUCCUGGUAUUGGCAAUUAUAGAGCACCUCUAUCAACAGGGAAUGCUGGGAGUGGCUGAAGAACUGUGUCAGGAAUCAACUGUGAAUGUGGAUGUAGACUUCAAAAAGCCAUUCCUGGAACUGAACAGCAUUCUGGAAGCUCUGCACAAACAAGACCUGGGACCUGCUCUGAGCUGGGCAGUCUUCCACAGGCAACAGCUGGCCGAUCUGAACAGCACUCUGGAGUUUCAGCUGCAUCGGCUACAUUUCAUCAGGCUUCUUUCUGGCGGUCCAGGCAAGGAGUUAGAGGCCCUGAGCUACGCGCGUCACUUCCAGCCCUUUGCCCACCUACACCAGCAAGAGAUCCAAGUGAUGAUGGGCAGUCUGGUGUAUCUACGCUUAGGUCUUCAGAACUCCCCAUAUAGCCAUCUCCUGGAUGAAAGUCAUUGGAUAGAGAUUUGUGAGGCUUUCACUCACGAUGCAUGUGCCUUACUGGGUCUCUCAGUGGAGUCACCUCUAAGCGUCAGCUUUGCUGCAGGGUGUGUAGCAUUGCCAGCACUGAUGAACAUCAAGGCUGUGAUUGAGCAGAGACAGUGCACAGGUGUCUGGAGCCACAGAGAUGAGCUGCCUAUUGAAGUUGAGCUAGGGAUGAAAUGCUGGUAUCAUUCAGUCUUUGCAUGUCCCAUCCUGCGCCAACAGACCACAGAUUCCAAUCCACCUAUCAAGUUGAUUUGUGGACAUGUUAUUUCUCGAGAUGCCCUCAACAAACUUAUCAACGGAGGGAAAUUGAAGUGUCCAUAUUGCCCCAUGGAACAAAACCCAGCUGAUGGAAAACGCCUCAUUUUUUGAUAAUGGCAAGACUUGUUAUGAAAUAGGCUCUUCAGAUACAGCAGUUGUGUGCAAGCAGAAUUCAGUCAUGUCCUGCUUAAUAUAACAGCUGUCUAGUGUGGUGGACCAGGCAAGAACUUUCCAGGAUGAGGCCAUGCAGUACUCUAUACACACACUCCUUUCUCGGUCUGUCUGAGGCUUCAUCCUGGGAGCUUCAACAGGCACUGCUCCUGUUGAAGAGUUUACCCUCUCCCUAUUCACAGUUCUGUUUCUUGUUGGAUUAUACCACAAGCACUCUACAUGGAACUGCUAUCCCUACUUUUAAUGCUUACAGAUUACAGAGUUCUUGAAAACAGAAAUAUAUUUCAGAAAAAUGCAAUAUACCUGAGGUAAGGAAAAGCAUGUGUAGAACCCAGCUUACUCCUGUUCUGAAGAAAACUUUAAAGGAAAUUGGAAAGGAAAUA
Messenger RNA from Candoia aspera, 1719 nucleotides. RefSeq names its product required for meiotic nuclear division 5 homolog B (gene RMND5B). Gene Ontology annotation, biological process: proteasome-mediated ubiquitin-dependent protein catabolic process. NCBI's taxonomy places the organism in Eukaryota, Metazoa, Chordata, Lepidosauria, Squamata, Candoiidae. The record is from RefSeq and is a predicted model, not a curated record. Gene Ontology annotation, cellular component: nucleus; cytoplasm; GID complex. Gene Ontology annotation, molecular function: protein binding; ubiquitin protein ligase activity. Bases 281 to 1276 code for a protein of 331 amino acids. The transcript is spliced from 9 exons.